Molecule: messenger RNA, 3716 nt
Organism: Pyrus x bretschneideri (Chinese white pear)
Lineage: Eukaryota; Viridiplantae; Streptophyta; Magnoliopsida; Rosales; Rosaceae
Product: putative disease resistance protein RGA4
Exons: 3
Coding region: 99-3383 (1094 amino acids)
Biological process (GO): defense response to other organism
Molecular function (GO): protein binding; ADP binding
Source: RefSeq, a predicted model, not a curated record
CGAGCCAUCGUUCACUACGCAAAACCCUAUUCUCGUUUACAAGUUUCUACUUUAAUUCACUUCACUUGCAUGUGUUUUGCUUGUCCUGAAUACAAGAAAUGGCGGAAGGAGUUCUCUUCAACAUUGCAGAACGGAUCAUUGUAAGGCUUGGAAACUGUGCUUUCCAAAAGAUUGGAUCGAUUUGGGGUGUCCAAGAUGAGCUCAACAAGCUCAAGGAGACCGUUGCUGGAUUCCAAGAUGUUCUUCUUGAUGCUGAGCAAAAGCAAGCCUACAACAAUGAAGUCAAGUUGUGGCUCCAAAGCGUAGAAGAUGCAGUUUAUGAAGCCGAUGACGUGCUGGAUGAGUUUAAUACUCAAGUUCAGAAGAGACAAGUGAUGCGUGACAAUACUAAGCUGUCAAAGGUGCGCCUUUUCUUUUCUAGCUCAAAUCAACUUGUUUUUGGGUUAGAGAUGAGUCAUAAGAUAAAAGAUAUUAACAAGAGGCUUAGUGAGGUUGCAUCCCGUAGACCCAAUGACUUAAACAAUAAUCGUGAAGAUACAAGAUUUAUAUUGAGAGAGAGGGUCACUCACUCAUUUGUCCCUAAGGAAAAUAUUAUAGGGAGAGAUGAAGAUAAAAUGGCAAUUAUCCAACUUUUGUUGUAUCCCAUCUCAACCGAGAAUGUGUCAACCAUUUCCAUAGUUGGAAUUGGAGGAUUGGGGAAAAGUGCCCUUGCCCAACUCAUAUUCAAUGAUGAGGUGAUUCAAAAGCAUUUUGAGUUGAAAAUAUGGAUAUGUGUCUCUAAUAUAUUUGAGUUGGAUAUAUUGGCCAAGAAAAUCCUAAAAGCUGACGAGCUUGAUAAGAAGCAGCGUGAUAAGGUGGACCAGCUUGAUAUGGAUCAGCUGCAAAUUGAUCUUAGAAAAAAAGUAGAUGGGAAGAAAUACCUACUUGUGUUGGAUGAUGUGUGGAAUGAGGAUCCACAUAAGUGGUUUAGCUUGAUGGACUUGUUAAGGGGUGGUGGAGAAGGUAGUAGAAUAUUAAUAACCACUCGUACUAAAACCGUUGCGAUGACAUCACACACAACUAAACAGUACCCCUUAAGGGGUUUGAAUGAAGUGCAAAGCUGGUCCUUAUUUAAGAAAAUGACUUUUCAAGAUGGAAAAGAACCAGAGAAUUCAACAAUUAAGGCAGUUGGGAUGGAGGUUGUAAGAAAAUGUCAGGGAGUUCCACUCGCUAUAAGGACGAUAGGUGGGAUGUUGCGCAACAAACAUCAUGAAAUAGAAUGGUUUAAUUUCAAAGAAAGGAAACUUUCAAAAAUAAGUCAAAAAGAAGAUGAUAUUUUACCAACACUCAAACUAAGUUAUGAUGUGCUCCCAUCACAUUUGAAGCAUUGUUUUGCUUAUUGUAGCUUGUUCCCACCUGAUUAUGAUAUCUCUGUACCAAGAUUGAUUAGACUUUGGGUGGCACAAGGGUUCAUUGAGUCAUGCGACGAAAACGAGUGUUUGGAGGAUGUUGCAUUUGAAUAUUACAGGGAAUUGUUGUGCAGAUCGUUUUUUCAAGAAGAAAAAACAAAUGAGUUUGGUAUAAUAGAAAGUUGUAAAAUGCAUGAUCUCAUGAAUGAACUUGCAAUCUCUGUGUCGGGGGUUAGAAGCACUGUAGUUGAGUCAAACCAAAAGAAUUUUCAUGGAAAGCUUUGUCAUGUAUCUUUCAAUUUUGAUAUUGAUUUGUCGAAAUGGGAAGUGCCAACAUCCUUGCUAAAAGCAAGCAAGAUACGAACCUUUCUUUUUCUUCGGCAACAAGCUUGGGUUGAUCACCAAAGUUCCUCACGUAAUGCAUUUUAUACUACAAUUGUUUCAAAUUUUAAGUUAUUGCGUAUGUUGAGUCUCAAUACAUUAGGAAUUACAACAUUACCUAAUUGUCUUAGAAAAAUGAAACAUUUGAGAUAUCUUGAUCUUAGUGAGAAUCCCAUGGAGAGACUUCCAGAUUGGAUAGUUGGACUUUCGAAUUUGGAAACACUAGAUCUCAGUUGGUGUGAAAGUCUUGUGGAAUUGCCUAGAGACAUUAAAAAAAUGAUCAACUUAAGGCAUCUCAUCUUGGAAGGCUGUUGGAAAGUGACUGGAAUGCCACGUGGAAUUGGUGAAUUGAAAGGUGUUCGUACAUUGAAUAGAUUUGUUUUGAGCAAAAGCAAUUGUUUGGGGAGGGGCGGUAGUGCUGGUCUUGCUGAGCUGGGUACCCUUAAGGAAUUAAGGGGAGAGUUAGCCAUUGACAAUUUGAGGCAUGUGGUGUCAGAAUCAAAUGUUGGUACACCUCUCAAGGACAAACACCUUGAUAAGUUGCGAUUAAAUUGGAAAUACGGAGAAGAUAUAAGCGCGGUUGAUGAGGAGGAUAUUAUAAAGUCAAUGGAAGUAUUGCAACCCCAUUCUAAUCUAAAGCAGUUGAAAGUGUGGUGCUAUUAUGGUGGUGUGAGGUUUCCGAGUUGGUUUUCUUCUCUCAUAAAUAUUGUUAAUCUCGAAUUAUGGUGGUGUAAGAGAUGCCAACAUCUUCCGCCCUUGGAUCAUUUGCCUUCCCUUAAGUCUCUUACAUUGGUUGGGUUCGACAAGUUGGAGUACAUAUCAGAGAAUGAGAGCAGUAAUAGUAUGAGUGAUGAGAUGAUGAGGAUCUCAUUCUUUCCCUCCCUGGAGACACUCAAGAUAGGAUAUUGCCCUGUUCUGAAGGGAUGGUGGAGGGCCCACACUCAUAACAGUGCUUCUUCUUCUUCAUCAACGGAAAAUCUGUCGUUGCCUUCUUUUCCUCGUCUUUCUACAUUGGAUAUCUCUAAUUGUCCUAAUCUAACUUCCAUGCCUCUGUAUCCAAAUGUGGAGAGAAUAAAACUUACGAGCAGCUGGAAGGUUGUUGAUUUCUUGUUUUUUAGAGGGGCAUCUAAUAUUACACAUGAUGUUGGUGUUGAUGUUGGUGUUGAUGUUGAUGUUUCUGCCUCUUCUUCUUCCCCUCAUCUCUCCAAAUUAACACAUCUCAGACUAGAGGGAAGUGCGGAUUUGGCAUCACUGCUAGAAGAAAUAAGCAAUCUCACGUCACUGCAGCAUCUUGAAAUUAUUUAUUGCUCUAAUUUGGCAUCACUGCCAGAAGAAAUAAGCAAUCUCACGUCACUGCAACAUCUUGAAAUUAUUUGUUGCUCUAAUUUGGCAUCACUGCCAGAAGAAAUAAGCAAUCUCACGUCACUGCAGCAUCUUCAAAUUAUUUGUUGCUCUAAUUUGGCAUCACUGCCAGAAGGGAUUCGUGGACUCCCCUGUUUAAAUAGAUUGAAAAUUUGGCAGUGCCCCAUGUUAAGCGAAAGAUGCAAGAAAGAAACAGGUGAGGACUGGUUUAAGAUUGCUCACAUCCAAUCCAUUGAAAUUGAUGAAUCUUAAGCAUUUUAUUUUUCUUUCCAGAUGGCAUACCAUGUGGAUCAAUGAUUUUGGUAUGCAUUCAUUACCCACUAAAUUCAAUUUUUUUUUUAAUUUCUCUUUAAUUUCCUUCUUUUCAAUUAUAUAAUCUUAUAUGCAGUGAAUGGGGCGUCAACCUUUUGGAUUCAAUAUGUAAGGGCCAUGUUGAUUGCUUGAAAUGGUUGUAUAUGAUUUUACUUUUGAUCGUCGGGGUUUUAAGUACUAUGUCCCCUCGUUGUAUGUUUUUUCUUUAAAUAAUAUAAUACGGGCGUGAGGGCCUAGCCCCCCAGCUUCGACUGGGUUCCAGCCCUCAUUAAA